UGGAGGGAGGGAGACAGUCGGUUGGACCGCUGCUGUUGCCGCUGCCGCCGCUUCGCUGCUCCAUGGACGAGACCAGCCCGCUGCGCUCGCCGCUCCAGCCGCCGCCCGACACCUACCUGGCCACGGUGGUCACGGCCAGCCGGGGGGCGGCGGGAGCGGGCGGCGCGGUGCGUGUACCCGCCGCCGCCGCCUCCUCCUCCUCCUCCUCUCCGCCCGGUUCCCCCGGCGGCCGCGGGCACGAGCGCCAGCCGCUGCUGGGCGGGCACGCGCACUGGCACGGGCACGCGCCCGCCGUCCUCAACGAGUUCCCGGACGAGCCCGAGAUGGCGGAGGCGCUGCGGCGCGCGGAGCAGGCGCAGGAGUUGGGCGUCCACCCGCAGCGCAUCAGCCAGGGCUCCAGCGGCAGCUACUUCAGCAGAGACCCGCAGGGGAGCAUCAUAGGUGUUUUUAAACCUAAAAACGAGGAGCCAUACGGACACCUGAACCCCAAGUGGACCAAAUGGCUGCAGAAACUGUGCUGUCCAUGUUGUUUUGGCAGAGACUGUCUCGUUCUCAAUCAGGGUUAUCUCUCAGAGGCUGGGGCAAGCUUGGUGGACCAGAAACUGGGGCUGAAUAUCGUACCAAGGACUAAGGUAGUACAUUUAGCAAGUGAAACUUUCAACUACAGUGCGAUUGACAGAGUGAAAUCCCGGGGUAAGAAACUGGCUCUCGAGAAAGUGCCAAAAGUAGGGCAACGGUUUCAUCGGGUAGGCCUACCACCCAAGGUUGGUUCCUUCCAGCUGUUUGUUGAAGGCUAUAGAGACGCGGAUUAUUGGUUGCGCAGGUUUGAGGCAGAGCCUUUACCCGACAAAAACAACCAGCAGCUGCAGAUGCAGUUCGAGAGGCUGGUAGUCCUGGACUACAUCAUCAGAAACACAGAUCGAGGUAAUGAUAACUGGCUGAUUAAAUACGACUGCCCUACGGAUGGAGCUAGCACGAAGGACCCUGACUGGGUGGUGGUGAAGGAUCCUAUAAUAAAGAUAGCAGCCAUAGACAACGGAUUGGCAUUUCCUCUGAAGCACCCAGACUCGUGGCGGGCAUAUCCUUUCUACUGGGCCUGGUUACCUCAAGCAAAGACACCAUUUUCGCAGGAAAUUAAGGACCUUGUUCUUCCGAAGAUUUCAGAUCCAAACUUCAUCAAAGAUCUCGAAGAGGAUCUUUAUGAGCUCUUCAAGAAAGAUCCUGGUUUUGAUCGAGGACAGUUCCACCAGCAAAUUUCUGUCAUGAGAGGGCAGAUCUUGAACCUCACACAGGCUUUGAAGGAUGGGAAGUCGCCUCUGCAACUCAUCCACAUCCCGCCGGUCAUCGUCGAGACGACUCGGAGCCACCAUCGGAGCAACGACUUGUACACACAGAGCUUCCAGAGCAGGAAACCCUUCUUCACGUGGUGGUAGCGUGGCCGCAGAGAGGGAGAGCCAUCCCGCGAACAUAGUGAUUGAAGGUCCUGACCGUUCUCGUCUCCUUCACCCUCAGUGGGUUUGUGUCACUACUUGCAGAGCGAGAGGGGCCCGCUUUGUGCGUUGCCCCGUGUAUGACCAUUGCACAAGAUGUCACUACGUCCCUACAAAAUGGUGUACGUGGGGGAAUUCUUCUGGAUUUGCACUUAAUUCAAGUACCCUUCCCCGAAUGGUUCCAUCAUUCCUCUACACCCAGCUCCGCUUGGACCCACUGGAAUUGAUGCUGCUGCUUCUAUUGAGCUAAUUUGUGAUGCUUUAGGCGCAGUCUCUCUCCGCUGUCUUAACUCUCUCCUGUUUACUGAGCCCCGGAACUGCAGUUUGUUUUGCACUAUUAAUGGUUUUGGUUCAAAUUGCAACCAGGCGCACUUCACGGUGAAUGUAUGGCCGUGCUGAAAAUGGAACAAUCUGCUAUGUUCAUCGUCCUUCCCAACCCACCUGGCAGCGCGUUCCUGCUUUGAAAAGAUGUCAAGAGAUCUGCGAUUACCAGAAGCAAUCGUGCCGCCGUGCUUUGAACAAACAUCUGUGAGGAGGGACGUGACUUAAUGUUCGUUCGAUUGGGAUGGGUCGCCGCGGAGAGGAGAAAGGGCAUGAUAAUUACUCCCAUCCGCUCACCACAACCUUGCCGCAGUCUGAAUACCCUGGCGGGAUCGAAACCUUCCUCGCUGCAGACUUCAUCCUCUAACCUACGGCAUGAGUCUGCACUUCUGUAGAUAACUCCCCUCCCUCUCCUGCUCUCCUCCCUGACCUCCUGCUCCCCUACAUUACACCUGUUUAAGUAGGGGAAGGAAGGGGUGUGCAUGUGAAAUGGCAUUCAGUCUACAUAGUUCGAUUGAUCAUGAACAAGAAAUAACUGCAAUCAGAAGCCAAUAUAGCAUGUAUACAAACAUGCAUGUAUAUAUAUCUAUAUUAAAAAAAACAAGCCAAAAAUAAUUGUUAAUGCAAAACAUUUUGCACCAGGGUCUUGUAGCUGCCUGCUAUUUCCAGUGCACCACCUCUUGGCAUUAUUGGUUUUAAUCUUGCUGUGACUCAAGUAUGCUCAGCAGAUUCAUGUUCAGGUUGCUAAUAUUCCACUUUGCUGAUCUUUCUGCCUUUAUUUCCUCUCCCAAACAAAGUUAUUUCUCUGGAGCAGUGAUGGCGGAGUGAAAGGAGGUGGUGCUGGUCUUUGAAACGGUCUGCUUCCUUGGCUCCCAGUUGUCAGACUGAGGAGACGAGUGUCUUUCCUCUUGAUUCCCCAUGCUUCCUGCCUUCACAUUGGGUGCAGUGGGGAAAGCAAGCUGUUGGCCAGAGGUCAAGGAGACUGUGUUGAGAGGCAGGUGAUGUCCCAUUUAGGUCAUGUGUUCCCCUUGGAAUGGGCAACUUGCUUCAUCUCUGAAGUUGGGCACAUACACCGCAAGGUUUAAAGAUUCUCUCUGAUUUGCUGCAUUAUAAGCCACAGAAUGAUCACCCACAUAAUGAGAGGAGGUAACAGCCUCUGAUUUGUUCUUUUUAUUAAAAUGCUUAAUAUGAGAAAUAAGCUGCUUGAAAUACAAACUCUGACCUUUAGAGCCAGAUUCCUGAUUAGAUCGAGCAAUUGGCUGAUUUGCAAAUGGAUCUACUUAAAAAUUGAAUGGAUGGCCCUCAUCUCUCCUGUGGUGAAUCUGAUGUUCUCUGAUUCCAGGCAAGCAGAAACUACCUUGUAGCUCUUAACUUUGUCAUCCCCUGACUAAGAGACAGCAGAAUUAAAACGGUGUCCAAGUUAUCCUUUGGUACGUUCAAGAUUGAAACACAAGCGUGCAGUAAAAUAAUAAUUGCUUCAGUAGCUGUAAUGCCCAGACUGGAUUGCGUCUGCUUCUAACACUAAAUCCUGCGGUUUUAUAGACCCUGCUCCUAAUUAUUAUUGAGGUAGAGAGAGGGUUGAGGUGUGCAACACGCUUUGUAAAUUUGUACUGAUGGUGAGCCAUCAUCGAGGCUGAUCAACGUUUGAAAGCUUCUAACGUCCUCUGAAGUUUUAUUUAACAAUCGUUUACAGAAGCAAGGUGGUCUCGGAUGUGAAAGGAGUCAACGUGCUCCCACAUCACAGCUAUAGAUCCUGGUGUCUUGCUCAAUUACUAAAACAUGGUGCAACAAUAGCUUGGCUUGAGUGAGUGGGAUCACAAUACAACUUUACAUAUCAGCAAAUAUCUCUCCAUCCAUCUUUGUCACCAGAAAUCUUUGCAAGAAUUGCAGAUGCUACUUAAAAAAAGCGACACAAAGCACCGGAGUAACGCAGCGGGUCAGGCAGCAUUUCUGGCGAACAUGGAUAGGUGUUGUUUUGGGUGGGAAUUCUUCAUUGAAGACCCUUUCGGACCCAAAACGUCACCAAUUCAUAUUAUCCAGAGAUGCUGCCUGAUGUGCUGAGUUACUCCAGCACUUUGUCUCUUUUUUUGUAAACCAUCAUCUGCAGUCUCCUCCAUCUUUGAAUUAGAUACUUUUGACGAUCCUUUGGCAUAGAAACCCCCUUCCCCAUUCUUUUUAUUAAUCUUGUGUCUUUUAACAUUUUUUCCAAAAUUUUGUAAAAAAAAAAAACAAGGAACUGCAGAUGCUGGUUUACAAAACAAAGACAAAGUGCUGGAGUAACUCAGCGGGUCAGGCAACAUCUCUGGAGGACACGGAUAAGUCUAAAGACGGGUCGAUCUGAGGAGCGGCAUAGAGAUGCUACCUCACAGUGCCAGUAUAUGAACCUGAAACGCCACCUACUCGUGUUCUCCAGAGAUGCUGCCUGACCUGCCGAGUUACUUGCUCUGUGACUUCCUUUGCAUCCAUUUUGUGUCAACAGAGAGUAAAACGUUAUUGAAUGCGGUCAGUCCUACCUUGAGUACACGUGGGUACUUUUAAGGAAGAAAAGCUAUUUAGUUGAUAAGUGUGACUUUAUGUUGGUGUUACAAGCUUGUCUGCCAAUCUCUCCCAACUCUGAGGUGGAAGAGAACUUAGGUUUGUUUUUUUAGGGAGGAGAUGGGAUAUCUAAAAUGAGCACAUAAUGCUCCUGUGUCCUGCUACGGCCCGCCAUCUUAUUUUGACCUAUUUUAAAACUUAAUUUAAUAAUAAAAUGGGAGAAUUGGGCAGUAAAGUAAGAACGGCUAGUUGCUACCACAACAAACGUGCUGAGAUUCAGGAACGGCAGUGGAGAAUUCAAGUUGCCUAUUUGCAACUGAACAUUAUUUUCCCACGGCCACUACUCUUGCCGGUAAAGGUUGUGAACUUCGCCAAGUUCAUCUACUAUCAUCUCGAAUGUCCAAUAUUUUGCCUUGUUUAUUAAUACAUUUUUAAGCAGAGGUUAAUUAAUGCCCUGAGCUAAAUCUGACCAUAGCCUCAUCUACUCGGUAUGUGUUCUGGCCAAGUCGGCUGUUCAUUCACCAGGUGAAUUUAUUUUGCACUGGGGCUAAGUUAUCAACAAAACGUCACUGAAUUAAUAGGCUUUAAUUUAUUUCCUUACACAAUUAUUUAAUGUGUAUAAAGUGUGCAGCAAUAGCUUUAACCUGGGUUGAUUUUGUUGAGCUACGCAAGUGAUGGAAUGGUGGUGGUGUGUUGUUUGGGGUAUCCUUUACACUGUGCUUCCUGUUUUCUCGCAGCGUUCAGUGCCAAGUGGAGCUAGUUAGCUAAUGUGAAGAAGAAUUAUCUGGCUUCUAUCUACAAAAUGAGUGAACACAUUGGGCAAAGGUUAAGUGUUCAACUUUUGAUUUAUUCCUGGGGGGAGGUAUUUGAAAUGUGAAUGGAAAAUCCUCAAAGUAAGCUGCACAGUUUUGAAUCCCGUAGAGGUUAUUUUAGAGCAUUGUAAACGGAUAGCUGUGAAGUUAAGUUGGUCAGCACACUUACUGUGUUCUUUUGUGAAUUAAACCAACUGAUCAUUUGUACUUUAAUGUAUUCCCUCAGCUGUGAUCGGAGAGAGACGAUUCCAGAACCCCGACACCACAUUUUGUAGGAAGGAACUACAGGUGCUGAAUUAUAUCGAAGAUAGACACACGCUGCAGUGGGUGAGGCAGCAUCUCUGGAGAAUAGGAAUAGGUGAAGUUUUUCAGGUCAGAACCCUUCUUCAACAUCACCUACUCCAUUCCUCCAGAGAUGCUGCCUGACCCGUUGAGCUACUCCAGCAUUUUGUGUCUCUCUACUGACAACACAUCAUCACAUUUGUUAGAAAAUAUACUGGCUAUUCUUUUUGGUUUCCCAGGGUGCACAUUAAUGCAUUAAUGCAUUGACAGAAGCAAUCUCUGCAGUAAUUUUUUGUGGCACAGUGCAAUAGUUCUGAUUCGAGGAACUCGAUUGGAAGGUGCCUGUGUAAUGCUGUCGAUGACUGAAACAAAUAAAACUUCAAAUAUUCUA
This is a messenger RNA of Amblyraja radiata (thorny skate), 5831 nucleotides long. It is a transcript of the gene pi4k2a, whose product is annotated as phosphatidylinositol 4-kinase type 2 alpha. Gene Ontology annotation, molecular function: 1-phosphatidylinositol 4-kinase activity. NCBI's taxonomy places the organism in Eukaryota, Metazoa, Chordata, Chondrichthyes, Rajiformes, Rajidae. Gene Ontology annotation, biological process: Golgi organization; endosome organization; phosphatidylinositol phosphate biosynthetic process. The coding region runs from base 63 to 1433 and encodes 456 amino acids. The transcript is spliced from 9 exons. The record is from RefSeq and is a predicted model, not a curated record. Gene Ontology annotation, cellular component: lysosomal membrane; plasma membrane; trans-Golgi network.